Messenger RNA from Anopheles maculipalpis, 1783 nucleotides. RefSeq names its product alpha-glucosidase-like. The coding region runs from base 38 to 1783 and encodes 581 amino acids. Gene Ontology annotation, biological process: carbohydrate metabolic process. NCBI's taxonomy places the organism in Eukaryota, Metazoa, Arthropoda, Insecta, Diptera, Culicidae. The record is from RefSeq and is a predicted model, not a curated record. The transcript has 3 exons.
UGCAACUACCGUACCGUGCGGUACAAAAAAGGCAGGGAUGACGUUUUUCCGACCAGUGGUCACCGUCGGUUUGGUGGUGAUUUUUGUGUGUGGUUUGCAGGCGGUGGACGAUAAAGACUGGUACCAGCAUGCCACGUUCUAUCAGAUCUAUCCACGCUCGUUUCAAGAUAGCAACGGUGAUGGUAUAGGCGAUCUGAAGGGAAUCACCUCGAGGAUCGAAUACCUCGCUGAAUUGGGCAUCGAUGCGACCUGGCUCAGCCCACCGUUCGUGUCGCCGUUGGCAGACUUUGGGUAUGAUGUGGCCGAUUUCUAUAACAUCCAGCCGGAGUAUGGUACGCUGGCGGAUAUGGAGGAGCUGAUCGCGGAAGCGCACCGCCACGGCAUCAAGCUGAUGCUGGACUUUAUACCGAACCACAGCAGUGACGAGCACGAUUGGUUCGUGCAAUCUGCAACCGGGAACGCAAAGUACCGAGACUACUACAUCUGGCGGCCAGGGAAACUGAAUCCGGUGACGGGAGCACUAGAGCCACCGAACAAUUGGAUUUCGGUGUUUGGUGGGCCGGCCUGGACAUACGAUGAACGGCGUGGGGAGUUCUAUUUGCAUCAGUUUACGAAAAAACAGGCCGACCUGAACUACCGCAAUCCGGCCGUGGUGGAAGAGAUGACAAACAUGCUGACGUUUUGGUUGGAGAAGGGUGUCGAUGGGUUCCGGCUCGACGCCAUCAAUCACAUGUUCGAGGAUCCGGAGCUGCGCGAUGAGCCACCAGGCUGGGGAGCUCCCGGGUCGUACGAUGAGCUGGAUCACAUCUACACCAAAGAUAACCCGGACACGUACGGUGUGGUGUACGGAUGGCGACAGCUGUGUGAAGAUUAUGGGCGGCGUGUCAACAAAACCAUUAUCAUUAUGACGGAGGCGUACGCUUCGAUUGAGAACACGAUGCUGUACUAUGAGGAUGCGACCGGCACGCGGCAAGGUGCACACAUGCCCUUUAACUUUCAGCUGAUCUACGACUUCCGGCACGAUCAGAAUUCGAUCGGGUUGAAGCAAUCGAUCGACUUUUGGUUGAACCAUAUGCCGGCUCGCCAUACGCCAAGUUGGGUGGCGGGAUCGCACGAUCAUUCGCGGGUUGCUACACGUGUUGGACUGGUGCAUGUUGAUCAGGUGAUGACCGUCUUGCACACGCUACCGGGCACAAGCAUCACGUACUAUGGCGAAGAGAUCGGAAUGUUCGAUUACAAGGAAGCCGAAACGUAUGACAACCGUGAUCCGAACCGUACACCGAUGCAGUGGGACAGUACGAUAUCGGCCGGGUUCAGUAGCAAUCGUACCACUUGGCUACCACUGCAUCCCGACUAUCCAACGCGCAACGUGAAGAUGCAGGAGGCGGCUGAGAAGAGUACGCUGAAACAUUUCCGUAAACUGACGGCACUGCGGCGCCAUCCAACGUUGGUGCACGGAGAGUUUGUUCACCGUACCGUAGGGCGAGAUGUGUACGCGUUUAGCCGAGAGCUUCAUGGGGAGGAUACGCUUGUCACCGUGAUAAAUAUGGCCGACAGUAGCCGAACGGUCGAUCUGGGCGACUUUGUCAACCUGCCCGAACGUAUGAAGGUGGAGAUAGCGCAGCCGAACUCCAACUACAAAGAUGGGGAUGAGAUUGAUAUUCAUCAGCUGACCCUGCUGAAUUAUGAUUCGGUUGUGUUGCGUGCUGUUGUUUCUGGAGCGGCUGGACUGAAGCUGUCAAUUAUUGCUGUUGUUUUGGUGGCUAUCAAGCACCUGCUUUAA